CGCUGUCAUAGAUUCUGUUCUCAAUAACCGAUGUCAAGUAUUGUUUGUUUGAGAACAUAGGCUGUGGUUCAAUUAAGAAUUAUGUUAAGUUUCUACACCAGGUUCUUAUACAAAGUUGUAUUAUUGCAUUAGCUAGGAUAUUUACAUUAAAGAGGGAUAGUGUCCCAUCAGGAACAAGAUUUACUAGCUAACGUUAGCUAGCUAACUACGAGAUAAGCUAAGAAAUUGGCUCAGCAUGGACUUGUAUCACGUUUUGGAGAUGAUAGGAGAGGGCUCGUUUGGACGAGUGUAUAAAGGGCGUAAAAAAUUCAGUGGCCUAGUCGUGGCUCUGAAGUUUAUUCCAAAGGUUGGCCGAUCAGAAAAGGAACUGCGUAGUCUAAAAAGAGAAAUUGACAUCAUGAAGGGACUUCAACACCCAAACAUUGUUUUGCUGUUGGACAGCUUUGAGACGGAAAGGGAGGUUGUUGUUGUGACUGAGUAUGCUGAGGGAGAAUUGUUCCAGAUUCUGGAGGAUGAUGGAAACCUUCCAGAAACUCAGGUCCGUGAGAUUGCCUGCCAGUUGGUCUCUGCCUUGUAUUAUUUGCAUUCCCAUCGCAUCCUUCAUCGAGACAUGAAACCGCAGAACAUUCUUUUAGGCAAAGGAGGCGUGGUGAAACUGUGUGAUUUUGGAUUUGCCAGAGCGAUGAGUGUUUCCACCCUGGUUCUGACCUCCAUUAAGGGGACACCUCUAUACAUGUCCCCAGAGCUGGUAGAGGAGAAGCCCUAUGACCACACUGCUGAUCUCUGGUCUCUGGGCUGCAUCCUCUAUGAACUCCACACGGGGGCGCCGCCCUUCUACACCAACUCCAUUUUUCAGCUGGUGCAGCUCAUAGUCAGGGACCCAGUCAAGUGGCCGGACACUAUGAGCCAGACAUGCACGACAUUCUUAAAGGGUUUGUUGACUAAAGAUCCCCAGAAGAGGUUGUCAUGGCCACAUCUCCUAAAACACCCCUUUGUUUCUGAUGGAGUUGUAGUGCUGUCCGACCCUGGUGCGUCCAGCCCUCUGACUGUAAUUCCCAGCCCAGAUGUACAGGCUCUGAAGCUCCAGCAGGCUGCACAGAAAACAGUGCCACGUGGUGGAGAGGGGAGGCUGCUCCGCAAGGCAGGAGAACAGAGAGACAAGUACAAGAGGAACAGACAGGUGGGAAGUGGAAAGGCAGUAGCCACCAGUCAGGUUCCUUCAAGGACAGCGCCUGCAGGAAAGCCCCUGUCCAAAGACAGCCUGUCGCCUCCCUCCCAUUGUUUGCAUCAGGAUUUGUCACAAUCAACUGCCAAUCUGAGCCUGAACCCCAAAAAGUCAGCCUGUGAGGCAUCCGACAACAGGGGUCAGAUUAGUCGGGACUAUGAGCAGGAGUUCCCCUCUGUGGAGGUGGGUCCCCGGCAGGCCCUGAGGCUGCCCCAGUCCGAGAGGAACCUAGAUUGGAGCAGCCUGGGUAUCGUUAGGUUCCACAGCCAGGAUGUGGACAGUGAGGAGGACUGGGAGAGAUUGGUGCAGAAGACAGAUCCAAGGAAGCAGAUGUCCGUGUCCAGCGGAGAAACCAUUAAAAUCAUACAUCGAUUAAAAGAGAAACUGCUGACAUCCAAAGUCCUGCUAUUAGAUGGUGUCCUGGAGGGGGCAUGUCAGAUCCGUCAGCUGCUGAAGGUCCUUUCCAACCUAAUCUUAACCUCUGACACAGAAGACUCCCAUGGCAUGAGACAUGAACUUAAACUACCUAAUUUCCUAUUUAACCUGGUCCAGGAUAUUGUGGGAAAUCCAGUGGUCGUUAAGCAACCAUGGAGUCCAACAGUACUGGGGGAAGUGAUCAUUCUUCUGUUGAAUUACUGGGAGAAGCACGGUGACUGGAAACAUGCAAAGAACAAACUGGAUGAUUACGCCACAUCCUUUUUAGAAAUUCUGCUUUGGCCAGACCCAAACCCUUUAGCUCCGCCAGCAGCGGCUGUUCUGGCUAUUUUCUCCCAUUGUGGAGUCUCUGUUGAACUUAGCGUUGACAGGAUCACUGCCCAACUCAAAAGUCUUGUCUCAGACACAAGUGAGCUAGAUGUGCCCUUACCAGCAGGUUGGGGUAUCUGCGAUGGCCUCUUAUCAUUGCUUCUCCAAGCCCUUACUGAGCAUGUCGCUGCUUUGGAUCCAAGCAUUUUGCGCCUCUUGUGGGUGAAAAUUGGUACUUCAUUGGUGACAACCUCCACCCGAACAGAGUUUUUUUCCUUAAAUGGUCUGUAUGUGUUCCUGUCCCUUGCACUGUUUGUACUUACAAAAGACCCGUACAGCUGUGUUCCCUUGUUCUCUGACAGUGACACCGCCUGUGUUGUCACUCUGGGACACCUGCUCAACACUGAUUGGGAGUGCCUCUUUGUUUGCAGUAUGUCCAGGCCAUCUGAUGGGACAUAUGCCCCGCCCAGGGGCAGUGACUCCAGUCGGAGCAGCUUAUCAGUGUUGAGCUGCCACCUGCUGUGUUUUCCCUUCGCCCUGGACCUGUCUUCAGAGACCAUGGACCGACUGCUCCAGUUGUAUCACAGCUCUGGCAUCGUCUCUGGCCUGCUGCAGCUAAUCCAAUCACUUCCUCCGGCUCUCCUGGAGCUUCCGCUGUCUCUCCUGUGCCGCCUGCUGCUUUGCGACCCGGGCCGCUCUGUCCCCUUCUUCACAGCCGAUGCCAGGGCCCGGGGCUUCUUCUUCCCCCAAGGUGGCGUGGACCCUGAGUGGGGCGGAAGGGAGCAGGCAGGUGAACCCAGGUCUGCGUCCAGGACUGCUAGCUCCCUGCUCUCUGUCCUGCUCCAGUCGGAAGGUGAAGCCCUGUGGGGCUCGGCUGUGGAGCUCCUCACCCUGCUGUCCCAAUCUGCCCGUUGCUCCCCCAGGUCCGGACCAUCCACUCUCUCUCAUCUCAAUCUGGAACCUUCCCUCCUCCACCAGGCCCUGGCUCACCCGGAUGACCGGGUCAGGGCAGCAGCCUGCAGCCUGCUAGGUAACAUGAACCCGUUUGCUCCGCCCACCACCAGCAACCCGCAAAGGAUCCAGCUGAAACCCACACUCCUCCAUGAAAUGACUGCUUGUCUCAGUGACCCGUCCCCUUCUGUACGCAGGACGGCCUGCCGGGCUGCAGGCAAUUGGUUAGGACUCAUUGGGGAGGCGGGGUUUGGAACAGGGAAAGCCAAUUGGACAGAGGCCAGCAGUGCCACUGCGACCGCCAUAGAUGGGAAAAAGAGCAAAGCAGAAAAAACUGUGUUCUCCCAGUCCCUGGUAGGAGGUAGACACGACUCUGUGCUGAAACGACAUGCUGCCGACCGAGAAGACGACUGCGGGUGGGUGGAGGAGGCCAAUGCGGCAACGACCGAGCUCCUCCCCCUUAUAGCGGACCCCGAUGCUCUGACACGCCGCCACUGUUGUGCCGCCAUGGCCAACAUUGCUGCUGUGGAAGGGGGCGUGGCCUCACUUCUGGAGGGAGACGUGCCCCGCCUCCUCCUACAUGCUGCCUGUAACGACUCCCAGCACGCUGUACGACGAGCGGCUGUGGCAACCCUGGGCUUGUACAGCCAACAGGACGCACUACGUCAGGCUCUGCUGUCCCUUGGUGCACGUGAGAAGCUCCGUCAGGCUUCACAGCAUGUUGCGUCUCCACAGUGUGACUACCAUCAGAUCAUCAGCCUGCUAUGAAGACCAGUCCAGUGGGUGAGAGAAUGUGUAUCUCUGUGAUCAGUCUUGUGGAAUCAGCCAGUCUGCCUUUCGCUUUAGUACCGGGAUUUCCUGUGUAAGCUGGAAAGUGGAUGCUCUACCCUACAACUGUCAUCUGGAGAGCAGACAUUAUUUAAUGUCUUUAUUUGGUCAUAAAACUGAAUGUAUAAAGAAUAUAUUUGUUUAGUUCAGGCUGUAUGUUUGGAGUGCCUUUAUUUUGUUUUUAUAGCACUGUGAGGUCUGGACUUGUAGGAUGCAAUUCAAGUUUUUCAAAUGUUUGUAUGUGUGAUAUCUUGGAUUUGAUUAAAACAUUGCAGUUUCUAUCA
This is a messenger RNA of Esox lucius (northern pike), 4032 nucleotides long. It is a transcript of the gene stk36, whose product is annotated as serine/threonine kinase 36 (fused homolog, Drosophila). The coding region runs from base 236 to 3688 and encodes 1150 amino acids. NCBI's taxonomy places the organism in Eukaryota, Metazoa, Chordata, Actinopteri, Esociformes, Esocidae. Gene Ontology annotation, biological process: protein phosphorylation. The transcript has 20 exons. Gene Ontology annotation, cellular component: cytoplasm. The record is from RefSeq and is a predicted model, not a curated record. Gene Ontology annotation, molecular function: protein kinase activity; ATP binding.